Messenger RNA from Parnassius apollo (apollo), 657 nucleotides. NCBI's taxonomy places the organism in Eukaryota, Metazoa, Arthropoda, Insecta, Lepidoptera, Papilionidae. The record is from the annotation of a GenBank genome assembly.
AUGCUGGUAACCUAUUUGGAAGCCAGCCGGGACCUUUGCGAGACGGACUCAGUUCUUUUUGGCGCCGCAGUAGCAGCUUGUCGUAUUAUUGGCGCCAAACUUCGCAUGGCUGGAUGCGCUACUAAACAAAGUAGCGCCAUCCCAGCCUGGAGAAAAAGAAUUGAGGACCGUAUCGCAAAGGCAAGGGCCCUUAUCGGCAGACUGAUAAGCUUCAGGUCGGGUAAUAAUAGACCGAGGGUUGUGCGCACCGUUAGAAUGGCGUUUGCUGGGACAAAUAUCAGUUUGUCCCAGCCGGAUAUCACGCAGAAACUAACGGAGCGCAUAGACGACCUGAAGCAAAAGAUCGCUGCUUGGGGGAAGCGGAUUCGCCGAUUUACCGAGAGGUCAAGGCGGUUUAACCAGAAUCGUCUCUUCCAGAGUGAUCAGAAGAGGCUCUACAAAUCAUUGGAGCGACCAGAGGUAUGUGGAGCGGGCCCAGGACCGGAUCAGGCUAACACUGUCGCAUUUUGGCGCGGCCUGUGGUCAGAGCCCGUAAACCACAGCGAGGGCCCUUGGACGGAAGUUGCGGCGAGUCAGUGUGCGAGUAUUACGCCCAUGGACCCCGUCAUCAUAACGCCGGAUGACGUAGCUGAGGCGGUCCUUAGAGCCCCGAACUAG